Molecule: messenger RNA, 4456 nt
Organism: Psammomys obesus (fat sand rat)
Lineage: Eukaryota; Metazoa; Chordata; Mammalia; Rodentia; Muridae
Gene: Dnajc27
Product: DnaJ heat shock protein family (Hsp40) member C27
Exons: 7
Coding region: 161-982 (273 amino acids)
Molecular function (GO): GTP binding; GTPase activity
Source: RefSeq, a predicted model, not a curated record
CCCGCGUCCGUCCGCGGCCAGGCAGCGGUGGGGAUGGCGAGCCGCGGAGCCAGGGCGGUGACAAGCGCGGCGGCUCCGCCACUGGGCGAGGAGGCCUGAGGCGCGGCCUGGCUAGGUGCAUAAGGACACCGGAACCGGCGGCCCUGGCAGAGCGAGGGCCAUGGAGGCCAACGUGCCGAAGCGGAAGGAGCCCGCCAAGUCUCUCCGCAUCAAAGUCAUCUCCAUGGGCAACGCCGAAGUGGGCAAAAGCUGUAUUAUAAAGCGCUACUGUGAGAAGAGAUUUGUGUCUAAAUACCUGGCAACAAUCGGGAUUGACUAUGGAGUCACAAAGGUCCAAAUCAGAGACAGAGAAAUCAAAGUUAACAUCUUUGACAUGGCUGGACACCCCUUCUUCUAUGAGGUCCGAAAUGAAUUUUACAAGGACACGCAAGGUGUGAUACUGGUGUAUGAUGUUGGGCAGAAAGACUCGUUUGACGCCCUGGAUUCAUGGCUGGCAGAAAUGAAGCAGGAACUUGGGCCUCACGGGAACAUGGACAAUAUUGUCUUUGUUGUAUGUGCCAACAAGGUGGACUGCGCCAAACACCGCUGCAUUGACGAAAGUGAGGGGCGUCUUUGGGCCGAAAGCAAAGGGUUCCUGUACUUUGAAACAUCAGCACAAACCGGAGAGGGAAUCAAUGAGAUGUUCCAGACUUUUUACAUGUCCGUAGUUGACUUGUGUGAAAAUGGCGGGAAACGUCCUACUACAAAUAACAGUGCUAGUUUCACCAAAGAACAAGCAGACACCAUUCGCAGAAUCCGAAAUAGUAAGGACAGCUGGGACAUGCUGGGAGUCAGACCUGGGGCCUCAAGGGAGGAGGUCAAUAAGGCCUACCGGAAGCUGGCUGUGUUGCUUCACCCGGACAAGUGCGUAGCGCCUGGCAGCGAAGAUGCCUUCAAAGCAGUUGUGAAUGCCCGGACAGCCCUCCUGAAAAACAUCAAGUAGGAGGCAGAGGAAAGACAGGCAGGCUUAGCUGCAAACACUCCCAUUGAGGUGAAAUAACCAACAUGGGUUUUCCUUCACAGAUGUUCACUGUUCGUUCCCUCAUGUGCUGUCAUUUGUAAGUUAAUAAUAUGGGUGCCUGUAGCCAUGUUGUGGGCGUUUUUCAGCAAGAUAGCCUACUUUUGUGUGAGACAGCCCUGCAUCUCUUAUGCACUUCAUUUCUUAUUGCCAGACAACUUGAUGUUUGAAAUUGUAGCGUCGCUUAGGCAUUCGCUUGUCCAAGUCCAUGAAGCUUCUAGAGAGGGAGGCUGGCAGGACGCUUGGAGUCACUUGACUUCCUCCCAACAACCCACUCAUCCAUCCAUCUGCCCAUCAUCAGAGGGGAAUGAAAACAGGAACAAGAAUGACAGAAACAAGCAGACAGCACCCAGCUUUAGGAGCUUAGCAUCCUGCCAAGCAGUUUCUUGGUUAAUAUUUUAACCAUCAGCCUGGAGUUAGUAGCCAGGCAUGGUGUCAUGUGCCUAUAAUCCAGCACUCAGGAGGAUGAGGCAGGAUUUUGAGUUUGAGGCCAGUCUGGAUUACAUGGCAAGACUGUCUCAAACUAAAAUAAGCACUCCUGUAGCAGAAUGGUGAGGUAGGUUAUUCACUCCAUUCCUUCUCCAACCACCAGGGGGAGAGAUAAGCCAGUGCUAAGGGAGAAACGUAGCGGCAAGCCACACCGGCUAGGGAGCCUGACGCUCAUCCUGGAUCCUAGGUCUCUGCUCUACCCUAGAAAUAGUUGCUAGUAGCAAGCAGAAAGGAGCACAGUGCCCCAGGAAUGAGGAACCAGAGACCAGGACAGAAGCCCGUAGAGGCUGUAGAUUACUUGGGAGCAUGAUCUCAGUCACACCCACAUAGACAGAAAGGCCAGCUGAGCUCCAGCCUGUUGGGCACCAGGAAGGGCCCUGUGUAAGCCUUGUCCCUGUCCUCACUCCUCACCACAGGUGGUGGGAGGGGCAGGCAGGUACUCUUCCACAAGCAGGUCUCCUCCUCCUGCACCAGGGUUAAUCUGUUUCUCUUCUCCCACAUCUGCCAUUACCUUUCUUGAAUCCCUGGCAUUACCCUAGGCUUAGCUGACUUGAAAUAAGUAUGAUCCAUUUGGGCACAGUGGGACAUCAUAGACCUGUGUAGGGCAGAUUCUUUACAGUUUCUGCAUGGACUCCAAAUUUCUGAAGAGUAUUUUUAAUCUGCAAGUAUGGAAACUUACUUUGCAUAGAAAAGCACCUUCCUGCUGUUGUCUCUGCCUGGUACACGUGGCUAGAUGGAGCUGAUGGGGCACCAGGACUGCAUUUCUUUCAGCGCUUACGGGAGCAGGCUGAUGCUUGCUUCCUGUCAUUUCUCCUAACUUUGUUACUCAUUUAGCUGGAGCUGUGUUAACUGGAGCUUGAAGGAUAUAAAAGACUGACUUUUAAACACCUAUCCCAUUAUUGUUGCCAGAUAAUAUCUCUUACCUGAGAAGACAAGCUCUUGUCUUAUAAUCCAAGUCACUGCAGUCUUUGGGAUUUUUUCCCCUUCACCUUAGUAACCUCACUUUGUAUGGCUGUGCUCCACUGCACUAAGCUUAAAAGUGUUGUUCCUAAUGAUCUCAGAUCUAUAUAGAAACGAUAAAGAGAUCUGGCAUAUGGCACUGUGGUUUCUUCUGGCCCUCGAACUAGCUUCUGAGGUGAUUUGAACGCCAUGUCAAAGUUUUUGUGGGCCUCAAUUCUGCCUGAGGCUGACCAAAUGCCGAACACACGCUGUUAUCCAGCUGCUCUUGGAGCAGAAGGUGGGUCAUGAGGAUGAGGGAUUGUGUGUGGUGCUGUCAUGGAGUGGGGCCCAUUCUUCACCUCAUUCAGCAGCAUGGGCAGAGGAACAGAGCAGGGCACUUUAGUGUUCUUAUCAGAUCCCUUAGAGCGACUUGCUGAAAUGUAGCCUGGGCUUGAUUCUCAGAUCUUGAGAUUCUGUUUCAGACAUCGUAAUUAUUACCAUUUUGGGUGGCUGUGCACUAUUUUUUUAUGUGAUAGUAAUAAAAUGAAAAGGCUAAGCUUCGAGAUCCCAGGAUUUUUCUGACUUCCAUAAUCCAUCAGCAGAGCAUUAAGAAACAACAAAGCAUGCCUAGACAUGAAAAGUCUUUUGAAGUCUUGCUUCAAUCUGUUACUAACCUCUGCAUUCAUUUACAUUCUUGGUGCAGGUGUGUGCUUUGUCCUUUAUCCUUUUAAAAACUCUUUGCACAGUUAAGAUCUCAGGCUAUCAGCAGGAGUCGCCACUCAGUCAUUUCAGUGAAAAAUUUUUAUGAAGGACCUUGUUUCCCAAAAAAGGGAUAAAGCUUUUGAACAGCUGUCAUUAAAGAAAAGCCAUGUCUUCUUCAUCUGAGUCAUCGACAAUUGUCACUUCUUCACCUUGCUGGAACUCCCUGGCGGCGUUUCAGAGUUCCUCUUCCAGCCUUCUCAAGCACUUUCGAGCACCCCGUUCCCCUCGUCUGUGUCCUCCUUUCUGCCUCCCUGAGAGCUGCUGCUCUCCGCGUCAUCACCUCCUCCAAAGCACUGCCACUUUAUCUCUCCAUUACUGUGUCCUUGGUGUUACCAGCCUGUUAAGAGUCCUGUACAUCAUUCUUUAAGCUUGUAUUUACCUCAGGAAACUUAUUCUAGUAUGUUCUCACAUAUUGAAAUCUCAAGUGAUAAAUGCUUCUUUAUACCUGCAAAAUAGUACCUAAUUCUGUCUUAGUUGAGUGAGCCAUAGGUCAGGUGGCUAGAUGAUUGAAAGCUCACCAGAGCAAAACAAGGAGCACCUGCCAGCACUGAGUCAGGGACGAGUGGCUGUUCCACCCAGAGUGGCAGCUGUUAGCAGGAGGACGGCAGGAUUGCCGGCUGACGCUAGGAAGCAAGGAGGAGCAUAUUGCAUAUUGACAGUGCUGCCUUCCAGGUCAGCUCAGUAAGUUCUGGAAUGGCACUUCCCUCACACUGCAGCCUGUGGAGCUAAGUCCACACCAUUUAAAAAAGAAAAAAAAAGUUUUGAAGAUGAAUUUAGUUGCAAAAUCAAGCUAAGCAAUUUCCACAGCAGGUAUCAGAAGCAAGGAACUAUUGACCCUUCUCGUCCUGGUGCUGGGCACAGUUGCAGACACUGCCCGGGCCCUGCCCCUUGGACACUGGUUGCUCCGUUAACUGUCUCUGGAGAGGGUGCACGUGUCACUUGUCGUGUGGGCAGGCAGUGGCGCUGGGCAGUCUGGUAAAGGCCCUUCGUGGUAGUGGACCGUUGAGCAGUUUGGGUUAGCUCCCUGCACUGAUUGUUCCCUGCACAUUUUUUUCCCUUGACUGUGAAUGCUCUUACAAGGUAAUUUACAUAUUUGCUUUCUGUUGAAAUAACUGAAAGUGUUAAAUCUACCAGUUGUUUAUGUCUUGUAUACAGAGUGUCAUAUGUAUUUAAGUUGUGUAUUUUUAUAGAGUAAAAUCAAAUAGCAAA